Molecule: messenger RNA, 120 nt
Organism: Nezara viridula (southern green stink bug)
Lineage: Eukaryota; Metazoa; Arthropoda; Insecta; Hemiptera; Pentatomidae
Source: the annotation of a GenBank genome assembly
UUAUUUGAGAUAUGCCGAAUUCCACAAAAAUCCCACAAGUAGAAGAUCCUUCAUUAUGUCGUCAUCAGAAUUUUUUUUUAUUGGAAGAAUAAUAAUACAAGCUGCCACAAUCAUUGGCAU